Messenger RNA from Gopherus flavomarginatus (Mexican gopher tortoise), 6995 nucleotides. RefSeq names its product filamin A interacting protein 1 (gene FILIP1). The record is from RefSeq and is a predicted model, not a curated record. The transcript has 7 exons. Lineage: Eukaryota; Metazoa; Chordata; Testudines; Testudinidae. The coding region runs from base 399 to 4034 and encodes 1211 amino acids.
UGCUGUAACAGUGUGUGAAGAGAGCAGAAGAGGGGAAAUACAAUCUGAAACUAAACUGCCAAAGCCUAACACCACGUAGCAACAGUUUGGAAAAAAAAAAUUUAAACAGAAGUCUGUGUGUGAGACAGACAGACAGCAUACCUCCUAUUUCUCCUGAUUGGGAUUUCUGUGAGAAGAAACUACGUUCCUCUUCUGCUCCCUACCCUAUUUUCUGCAUUACUUCAACUGCUGGUAGACCUAGAAGAGUGGGAAAAGCUUAUCUCUCUGGGUGCUUCUGCACUGGACACUUUUCCAGGUCUUAAAUCUGCCUGUGUAGUGUGGAGCAAGCUGCUUUGAUCUACAAAGAACAAACUGACAUUGUAGGAUAGUUCCUAGGGUCCUACUGCUGUCAGGUGGGGAUGAGAUCCCGAAACCAAGGUGGAGAAAGCUCUCCUAAUGGGCAUUUCCCCAGUUCUAAGCCCAUUGUUAGCAAUGCAGAGAAUGAAAACCUUCAGGAAGAUGCCAAGAAAAAGAACAAAUCUCAUCGAAAGGAAGAGGAAGUCAUAGUCUCAGGGACUGUAAAAAGACAGUUAAAGUCACCAGCACCUGGUGAACGAAAGAACAAGAAAUCCAUAGAACUUUCUAAAGAGGACUUAAUCCGGCUCCUCAGUAUAAUGGAAGGAGAACUGCAGGCUAGAGAAGAUGUGAUCCACAUGCUGAAGACAGAGAAAACCAAACCUGAAGUUUUAGAGGCCCACUAUGGAUCAGCAGCUCCAGAGAAUGUGCUGCGAGUAUUGCAUAGGGAUGCCAUCCUUGCCCAAGAAAAAUCCAUAGGGGAAGAUGUCUAUGAGAAACCCAUUUCAGAGCUGGACAGACUGGAAGAAAAGCAGAAAGAGACAUAUCGACGCAUGUUGGAACAGCUCCUCUUGGCCGAGAAGUGCCAUCGGCGCACAGUUUAUGAGCUGGAAAAUGAGAAGCAUAAACAUACAGAUUACAUGAACAAGAGCGAUGACUUUACCAACCUCUUGGAGCAGGAGCGUGAAAGGUUAAAAAAGCUUCUCGAACAGGAAAAAAUCUAUCAAGCCCGCAAGGAGAAAGAACACACAAAAAGACUCAAUAAACUGAGAGACGAACUGGUCAAACUCAAGUCAUUUGCACUCAUGCUGGUGGAUGAGAGACAAAUGCAUAUUGAACAACUUGGUCAACAGAGUCAGAAAAUACAAGAUCUUGCUCAGAAACUAAAGGAGGAAGAAGAAAAGCUUAAAGUUAUUAGUUCAAAAACAAAAGAAGAUGGACAAAAAUUGAUGAAGUUAGAAGCAGAACUUGAACACAAGACAUUAUCAUUUUCUCAAGAGCAUGAGGAGAUGACUGCUAAACUAGGUAAUCAAGAGUCACAUAAUAGACAGCUGAGACUAAAGCUGGUUGGUUUGACUCGUAGAAUUGAGGAGCUAGAAGAAACUAACAAAAAUCUUCACAAGGCUGAGGAAGAACUUCAGGAAUUAAGAGAUAAAAUAGCAAAAGGAGAAUGUGGAAACUCUAGCUUGAUGGCUGAAGUGGAAAAUCUACGCAAGCGUGUACUUGAGAUGGAAGGCAAAGAUGAGGAGAUCACAAAAACUGAAUCCCAGUGUAGAGAGCUGAAAAAGAAACUGCAAGAGGAAGAACAUCAUAGCAAAGAGCUGAAAUUUGAAGUGGAAAAGUUGCAGAAGAGAAUGUCAGAACUGGAGAAACUGGAAGAGGCUUUUAGUAAAAGUAAGACUGAAUGUACCCAGUUGCACAUAAAUCUGGAGAAAGAAAAUAAUUUAACCAAAGACUUAAUAAGUGAGUUGGACAUGGUGAAGACUCGAGUGAAAGAUCUUGAAUCUUCAGAAAGUAAGUUGGAAAAAGCUGAACUAAGCUUAAAGGAGGACCUUACCAAGCUGAAGUCAUUCACUGUCAUGCUGGUGGAUGAAAGAAAAAAUAUGAUGGAAAAAAUAAAGCAGGAAGAAAGAAAAGUUGAAGGUCUGAACAAAAAUGUUAAGGUGGAACAAGGUAAAGUUAUGGAUGUGACUGAGAAAUUAAUAGAUGAAAGUAAGAAACUUUUGAAACUGAAAACUGAAAUGGAGGAGAAAGUGUCCAGUUUAACAAAGGAAAGAGAUGAGUUAAUUGGGAAACUGAAAAGUGAAGAGGAAAAAUCCUCUGAACUGAGUUGUAGAGUUGAUUUGUUAAAGAAAAGAAUUGAUGGUAUAGAGGAAGUUGAAAGAGAAAUAGCAAGAGGUCGAGCCAGAAAAGGACAAGAACUUGCUUAUCAUGAGGACAACAAAAUUAAAGAACUAACCAUUGAAAUUGAAAGACUGAAAAAACGUCUUAAACAAUUGGAAGUGGUUGAAGGAGACUUGAUGAAGACAGAGGAUGAAUAUGAUCAGCUGGAGCAGAAAUUUAGGACUGAGCAGGACAAAGCUAACUUCCUUUCUCAACAACUGGAGGAAAUGAAGCUCCAGAUUGCCAAAAACAAAGCAAUAGAGAAGGGUGAAGUGGUGAGUCAGGAAGCAGAGUUGAGGCACAGGUUUCGGUUAGAAGAAGCUAAAAGCAGAGAUUUGAAAGCAGAAGUGCAAGCUCUUAAGGAAAAAAUUCAUGAGCUGAUGAACAAAGAAGACCAGCUUUCCCAGCUCCAGGUUGAUUAUUCCGUUCUUCAGCAAAGAUUUAUGGAAGAAGAAGAUAAAAACAAAAAUAUGGGUCAGGAAGUCCUGAACUUAACAAAAGAGUUAGAGCUUUCUAAGCGUUACAGUCGUGUCCUUAGACCCAGCAUGAAUGGUAGAAGAAUGGUAGAUGUUCCUGUGACAUCCACUGGGGUGCAGACUGAUGCAGUAAGCAGUGAAGUGGCAGAAGAAGAAACCCCAGCUGUGUUUAUAAGGAAAUCCUUCCAAGAGGAAAAUCACAUCAUGAGUAAUCUGCGACAGGUAGGACUGAAAAAACCCAUAGAGCGCUCAUCUGUGCUGAACAGGUAUCCCCCAGCAGCAAAUGAUCUUGCAAUGAGGAAAUCUUGGAUACCAUGGAUGAGAAAAAGAGAGAAUGUGUCCCAAGGAGCUCAUGAUAAAGGAGCCCGAACACAUGGUAACCCAGGACAUCCUGGAGAGGUUGUCCUUUCCCCAAAGCAGGGGCAACCUCUUCAUAUUCGGGUGACUCCAGAUCAUGAGAAUAGUACAGCUACUCUGGAGAUAACUAGCCCAACAUCUGAGGAAUUCUUUUCAAGCACCACUGUCAUUCCAACCUUGGGAAAUCAGAAGCCACGGAUUACCAUCAUUCCCUCUCCAAAUAUGUCACAAAAAGGAAAAGGUGGCGAGAGCUCAGUGGGCCCAGAGCGUGCUAUGUCACCUGUUACUAUAACUACUUUCUCCAGAGAAAAGUCAGCAGAUGGAGGGAGAGCUCCUUUCAUGGAAAGACCCAUAUCCCCAAUUCAGAUUAUGACAGUAUCUACGUCUGCAGCACCAUCAGAAAUCUCUGUCUCUCCAGAAUUGCAGGAUAUGACCAUGGGAAGGGCUGUUUUCAAAGUAACACCAGAAAAACAAACUGUCCCAACCCCAAUCCGGAAGUACAAUGCCAAUGCCAACAUUAUAACAACAGAGGACAAUAAAAUUCACAUUCACUUAGGUUCUCAGUUUAAACGCUCCCCUGGUGCUGCUUCUGAGGGAGCUAGUCCUGUGAUAACGGUCAGACCAAUGAAUGUAGCAGCAGAAAAAGAGGUUAUGACUGGUACCGUCCUUCGUUCCCCUAGGAACCAUUUCUCCUCCAGGCCUGGAGCAAGCAAAGUGACAAGUACCAUAACUAUAACUCCAGUUACAACAUCAUCCACACGAGGAACACAAUCAAUGACAGGACAGGAUGGGUCAUCACAGAGACCUACACCCACCCGUAUUCCUGUGUCAAAAGGUAUGAAAGCAGGAAAGCCAGUAGUGGCAGCCCCAGGAACAGGAAAUGUGACAAAAUUCGAGCCUCGUGCCGAGACUCAGUCUAUGAAAAUAGAACUGAAGAAAUCUUCAGCCAACAGCUCUGCCUCCCUGGGCUGGGGGAAGGGCUGAGGGCAGUGGCUAAGGGGAGAGUGUCAUCAUUCAUCAGUUACGCAUGAACUCUAGAUGAGAUACCAUACCCAAUGUAUUCUAUAUGUGUGCUUCCUCUCCACACCAGUUGGAUGGAUCACUGUUGAAGCCCUCUACCACUAUCACCAUUGUCUCCUGUGCUACUGAUCACUGACAGAAGUUUUUUACUGCUUCCAUUGGAUUAUUAUGAUUAUUUGUAGAGUUUUUAAAAAUAAUGGCCUUGUUGAUAAUUUGAAAAUAUGUAGAGAGAGAGAAAAGCAGUUAUGGUGCCAGCUGAAUGUUACUCUUAUUUUGGAAAGCCUAAGGCACCAGCUUGAUUUUGUUUGGUGGUGUUUCCCAUAUAAUUUAUUUUUAUAAAACACUUUAAUGUAACUUUCCCCAAAACUUCCAAUUGCUACUGUCCAUGGCAUGUUAAUUUGUAGAAUACACUGUCAAAAUUCUUAGUGUCAAUUGAUAUUUUUGUAUUAACGACAGUAAAGGAAGUUUAAAUUUUAAUCUGAACAGAGCUUUCUUUAUUUUUAACAGAAAUAGUAUGUAACACAUUUUCCUGCACCAUAUGACUGUGAGACUAAAUGCUCAAAGGACUGCCAUAUAGGGUAUACUGGUAUAGAAUUUUUCUUGCACUGUGCAGCAAUUCAGCAUAAAACUGAGUACUAACAAACCAAAGCCCUGAAGUACUACCUGAAUUUAAAGAUUCUUUUUAAACAUUGUAAACCAGUUUUCACUAAGCUGUGAUUAUUAUUAUUUUACAAUAUGUUUUUACUUCUGCCUGUACUGAAAAAAGUCAAUUUUCACCACACUGUAACGAAUAAAUUUUCACAAGAAUACAAAUGUAACCAAGUGUUUGGAUUAUGCCACAAAUGCCAUAAGGCUAACAGUGUUGAAGUUUAUCUUGUUGGUUUUAUUUUAUAGUAAGUACUACUGAUAAAAAAGGAAUUGUAUGGUUUUUGUAGUUACCAUCUUUAGGCUGGUAUUUCAUUACAAUAUCACAGUGCAUACUACAUGCAUCCAGAUAUUGUCAGUGCUGUGAAGAAAGAUCUAGCAUCUGGCAUAAUUAAUGAUGCCAUUGUUUCUAACUUUGAGUUUUCACUAUGCUAUCAAAUAUCACAUCUAUAUAAGGAAACUGUAUUGUAAAGCUGUCCAAAUGAUAAUAUAACAAGACUCCACGUAUGCCACUGCAAGGUGAACUUAAAUUUUACAGCAGUGGCCCUUUGAUGACUGAUGCUGCAUUCUGAAGCAUAAUGAGAAUUCUGUGGCAGCUACAUUUGAAUUAAAAAUGGAUUUUUAAAUGACUUAUGUAUGAAAUUGAAUGGAACCUGUAUGGUAUCCCUCAUGCUAUUUAUUUUUUAUAAUAAAUUCAUUUUAUUUUACAUUUUCCCCACAUUUUCAGUUUCCAAUUUGCUGCAGACUUAUAUAUUAUUAGUGUAUAAUGGUACUGUAAAGCUGCUGGGGAAAACUGGAUUUGGCAGCUGAAUGCGGGGCUAUUGGGGCUUUUGGCAUUUGGGGAGGUGGUUUGAGAUUGUGGGAUAAACAUAUUAACGAGUCCUUUUUGCUGAAAUGAUCAAAAGUGAAACAGUUAACAAUUACGACAUUUUAAAUUUGUCGUAAGUAGAUGUUAACAUCUCACUGAGAUUUUAAUAAGCAGAUAACCCAUCAGGCUGUCUGCAGACUUUGGAAGGUAACAUUACAUUUGGUUUAUAGUCAUUCAGAUAGUCUUUUCAAGGUUAUUUCACAACAACUGAAGCUGGACUGUUUUUUUUAAGGCAAAACUUUAGAGCACAAUUUUGCAGCAAGGUUGGGGCGGGAAGGGGGGAUUCUGCAGCAAAUUUGACAGCUGUAGAAUAGCAGGAACAUGCUUGUCCCUUGUAUAUCUUAUUGACAGCAUUUUUAAAGCUGAAGUUACAUUCAGUUUUAUGUGACAGCUUGGUUUCAAGUUUCCUGAAAUCCUAAUAUUCUUUUGUUUUGUAUAAACUUUUUAUAUAGAGUUCACUUUCACUGGGUAUAAAGUGCUGAUAUGGUAACCAAUAUGAGAAAGUUAUAAUGACAUCCAGAAUUUACAUAGCAUAUUUCAAUUUCCUUACACAGAACUGAGGAAUAUUGACUUGCAGUGUAAAACGGGAGUAAGACAGUGGUGAAUCAGAACCACUUAUGUGCCACUGAUGCCUAUGAAGUUACACCAGCACAAAAUGGGAAUUAACAUAGUGAUAAACCAAGCCCAUUGCCUUAAAAAACUUUACCUGUGAAUGAAUAUUCAUCUGGGGUAAGAACUGGUUUGACUUAAUCUAUAAUGAACCUGACAGCGAUUUGAAAAGUAUAGCAACACUACUGAAAUAGUUUCUCUGGGUUUAAAAGUAGAAUAAAUGUCUCAAUAGCAGUAAAAUGAGUCCCCCCCCCAAUCUGGAUUAACAAGAAAUCUCAUUAUGGUAUGUGUGAAGAAACAUUUUCCUUUUGUUUUUAGGAAUACUCGCUCCCAAUCCGACCCCUCCACACUCACACUUUCAAAAGUUUAAAAAGUGAAUCUGGUGGUUAACAGAAAUACAGUUAUAGUUUAUUUUACCCUAAUCAGUUUUUAAAAAUAUUUUGGAUGAACUGUCUUAUUUAUCUAAGAGGGAAACUGAGAGCAGCAGCCAAAAUAAAACACCAUACAGACAGGUACUAAUUAUGCUUUUCUAUAGAGAGUGGAAUUAUAAAGUUUGACUGAACUGGCAUGUUGCAAGCAGCUGUAAAACAACAAAUACCUUCUGGUUGAAAAUCAUACCUGUGCAGAGAGUUUUCAUAUGGAGGGUAACUUUAACUUUCUGUGAAUUAGUAUUACGGACUUUAAAUGCAACCUAAUUCAGAUUUUAAUCCUGACUUCAAAAUAUGAAAAACUAGUCUGUUUUGGGGUACUUUGAAAGUCUAUUAAAAUAUACUAAAAAUGAUUUUCUAUACAUGCAUUUUUUA